Molecule: messenger RNA, 1005 nt
Organism: Candidula unifasciata
Lineage: Eukaryota; Metazoa; Mollusca; Gastropoda; Stylommatophora; Geomitridae
Source: the annotation of a GenBank genome assembly
AUGUCGGCCUUACCUCCAUCGUAUGAUGCCCACCAGAACUACCCAAAUGACCCUUCCAAGACUGCUUAUCAGAUUCCACCACCACAGCCGGCAUAUGCCCAACCACAACCAGGAUAUGCCCAACCACAACCAGGAUAUGCCCAGCCACAGCCGGCAUAUGCCCAGCCACAACAGGCAUACACCCAGCCACAAUCGACUGGUUACAGCAACGCUGGCUAUGGACAAGCACCUGGCACCCAUGCGACCCAGCCUGGGUACAGCACCCAGUUUAUUGACACUGAGUACGCCUCCCAGCCAAAGUCUGAUGAUGAAGGCCUAUUUGGCGCUUCAUUUUCUAACAAAGCAAUUCGUCGAGCUUUCAUCCGCAAGGUGUACAUGAUCCUGUUUACCCAGUUGCUGGUCACAUUCAGUUUCAUCUGCCUGUUUAUAUUUGUGGACUCAGUGAAGCGAUGGGUACAGGAAAAUAUGUGGUUUUAUUUACUGGCAUACGGACUGUUUCUGGUGUUCUACAUUACCUUGGCCUGCUGCCCCAGUGUCAGGCGACAGUAUCCAGGAAACUUGAUUUGUCUUGCUGUGUUUACUCUGGCUUUUUCCUACAUGGCGGCAACUAUCAGCAGUUUUCACGACACCGGAAUCGUUUUGCUGGCAGCUGGGAUCACAGCGGCCGUGUGUCUGUCCAUCUCCUUGUUUGCCAUCCAGACUAAGAUUGACUUCACCAUGUGCAGCGGCCUGCUGUUUGUCCUGGUCAUGGUGCUCUUCUUUUUCGGCUGGGCCUGUCUGAUCACUUUCUACGCCUGGGGAGGCUCCAGCAGGAUUAUGAGCUGUGUGUACGGAGGUCUGGCUGCAUUGGUCUUUGGCCUGUUCCUCAUCUAUGACACCCAACAAGUUGUGGGCGGUCGCAAGUACGAGAUUUCUCCUGAGGAGUACAUUUAUGGAGCUCUGCAGCUGUAUAUUGAUGUUGUCUAUAUCUUCAUCAUCAUCCUCGGCUUCAUGGGCAAGAAAUAA